AUGACAGCGGCUUCUUCAACCUCUGAUGUAACUAGACUUGUAGAUCAGCCCCUCUCAUUUGAGCUUGAAAGGCAGAACGGGCAUGCGUCAACAUCAGGCUCUACAGCACCACAGAGCAAAUGGUACGAUGCAACUUUUCACACGAUCACCGCAGUAGUUGGUGUGGGGGUGCUAUCGCUUCCAUAUGCCUUCUCCUACCUCACGUGGACUGGCGGUGUAAUCGCCCUGGCGGUGACAACAGCAACCAGCCUCUACACCGGGUACCUGCUAGCAGCACUGCACGAGGACAAAAACGGCCACAGGCAUAAUAGAUACAGGGAUCUGGGGAGGGCUAUCUUUGGGGAGAAGUGGGGCAAUUGGGCGAUUGCCCCAUUCCAGUGGUCUGUGCUGGUGGGCCUGGCCAUCACAUACACUGCUACUGCAGGCCAGAGCCUCCAGGCAGUGCACAGCAGCACGUGCAACAACGCUGUGUACAAGGCGGUUGGAGCGGGGCGGACUGAUAGGAACUGUUCUAGUGCAUUGGCCUGGUGGACGAUUGUCUUCUCCUUCUUCGAGCUAUUUCUGUCCCAGAUAAAGGACUUCCACUCCCUCUGGUGGGUAUCGCUGCUGGGGGCGGCCAUGUCAGCGAUGUACUCAACGCUGGCAUUUGCAACAUCGGUGGCAGCUGGGUCGGAGGGCGCCAGCUACGGGCCACGCCAGGAGAGCCCGGCCGCACUCAUACUGGGAGCGUUCAAUGCGCUGGGCACCAUCAUGUUUGCCUUUGGCGGCCAUGCCAUCCUGCUGGAGGUGCAGGCAACGAUGCAGACGCCGCCGUCAGCGCUCAAGUCGAUGAUGCGCGGCCUGGGUGCGGCCUACACGGUGGUAGUGAUCGCGUACUUCCCUGUGGCGAGCGCGGGGUAUGCGGCGUUUGGGAAUGUGGUGUCCCCGGACGUGCUGCUGUCCGUGCGCAAGCCUGCCUGGCUCAUCAGCAUCGCCAAUUUCAUGGUGGUCAUCCACCUGGCAGCCUCCUACCAGGUGUUUGCGCAGCCAAUAUUCGAGACGGCGGAGGGCUGGCUGGCGGCGCGCAAGCACCGGCUGGUGGAUCGGCCGAUAGUGACGCGCGCGAUCGUGCGCUGCAGCUACGUGGCACUCACCUGUUUCGCGGCCAUCCUCAUCCCAUUCUUCGGCGACCUCAUGGGGCUGGUGGGUUCGUUGGGACUGAUGCCGCUCACUUUCAUUCUGCCGCCCGCCCUUUGGAUCAAGGCGACAAAGCCCAAGGGCCCGGAGCUGUGGUUCAAUGUGGCGCUCAUGGUGGUGUAUGGGGUUGCGGGAGUGCUGGCAGCCAUCGGAUCUGUGUACAACAUCGUUGUGCACGCACAUGAGUAUCACACUGUGGGCUGA
Molecule: messenger RNA, 1380 nt
Organism: Coccomyxa subellipsoidea C-169
Lineage: Eukaryota; Viridiplantae; Chlorophyta; Trebouxiophyceae; Coccomyxaceae
Exons: 9
Coding region: 1-1380 (459 amino acids)
Cellular component (GO): plasma membrane
Source: RefSeq, a predicted model, not a curated record